Messenger RNA from Bombyx mandarina (wild silkworm), 3321 nucleotides. Its product is annotated as carboxyl-terminal PDZ ligand of neuronal nitric oxide synthase protein. Gene Ontology annotation, molecular function: nitric-oxide synthase binding. The record is from RefSeq and is a predicted model, not a curated record. NCBI's taxonomy places the organism in Eukaryota, Metazoa, Arthropoda, Insecta, Lepidoptera, Bombycidae.
GAACGUCCGCGUACCAGCGCGAGCGAGCUCCGCUUCGCCGUUUCAAACAAACUUCAAACUCACUUUCGUCCAAACCUGUUUCGCAAUAGACCAACUUUUGAUAAAACAUACAGCACGAAAAUCACUCUAUUUAUUUUCGUAGGUAAACUCAAACAUAGUUUAAUUUUUAAUAAUUACAAAGUUUAAAAAGUUUGUUUGUAAGUCGGCGGCCGUGUGCGGUGUGCAUGUGUAAGCUCUAAAGUCAUGGCUGGACAAAGUUCUCACUAAACCGGUGUCAAUAAGCGUUCGAAGUUAGAAGAGAGUUUCGUUUGAACCCCGGCCUUUCGAUAAUGAGCCUCGAUGUUUAGACGGGACGGCAAGACUCGUUACGUGCGCGUGAUCCUGAAGGCGAGGACCUGGAAACGCGUGCCGAUGAGGCUUUUAAAGUGGCGCAAGAAAAUGACAUCGACGAAGGAAUACAAUUUGGUGCCGAACGAUGAGUUCGAUACGAGGAUCCCUUUGCAUUCGGAUGAGGCUUUCGAUUACGGGAUCGCCUUUCAAGCUAAGUACAUUGGAACAAUGGAUGUGCCUCGACCGACAAGCCGCGUUGAGAUUGUUGCUGCUAUGCGACGUGUUCGCUAUGAAUUCAAGGCUAGAGGAGUGAAGAAACGCAAAGUGAUCGUAGAUGUGUCGACUGAUGGCGUCCGAGUUACUACCAGGAAGAGCAGCAAGGGAAAGAGCGCCGGUGCCAAGCUGUUUGGUCGCAAGAAUAAUCAAGCCAGCGAGACAAUUGAGAUCAUGCAUCACCCUAUCUACCGCAUCUUCUAUGUCUCCCACGAUAGCUCUGACUUGAAGAUAUUUUCGUACAUCGCCAGAGAUGGGGCUACUAAUGUCUUCAAAUGUAACGUUUUCAAGAGCAAGAGAAAGAGUCAGGCCAUGCGGAUCGUGCGUACUGUCGGGCAAGCCUUUGAAGUAUGCCACAAGAUGCAGAACAAUUCUCCAGAGCAGCCAGCUCCAUCUACUUCUUCUGCCGUCGAUGAACCUGUGGCCAGCUGCAGUGAUGCUCCCGUCUCGAAAGAAGGACCGUCAGAAUGUGAGUCUGGUGCUGCUUCUACGUCGAAGGUCGUGGUUGAAGAAGGAGCUGUUGGAGGGAAAGAGGAACCGACUCGUCCCAAAACAUUGGAUCUCCUGCCGCCACCACCGAGGAAGGAGGGAAAACGUUCUCCUCAGCGUAUCGUUCCAACACCGGGAAUAAAUCUGCCAGAUUUACCGGAAUGCGUGACUAAAGUGGACAUACCUGACGCGGACGUCGUUGGCGAGUCCGCGACCCCGCUCAGUGCGCAACAUCAACUGCAACUGUUGCGCGAACGUCUCGAGCAACAAGCCCAACAGACGCGGGCGGCUGUGGCUCAACUAUUGUUGCUACGUGAUCAACUCGCCGCCGAACAGGCUGCUCGCUGCGAAGCUCAGGCUCGUACUCAUCAGCUCUUAGUUCACAACAAGGAGUUGCUUGAGCACAUCUCUGCACUGGUGGCUCACCUGCAAGAACGCGAGAAAGGCUCCUCGCGUCCAAUCAACGCGCAACAACUGACGCUCUUACCUCAGACGCAAGCCGAGGGGAUAAACGAAGCUACACAAUCACAAAUUUCACCGAAAGGCAGUCAACAACAACUGAGCACCGAAGCACUUAUUAACUUAUUUGCCCAAACCAAAGUGUCUCAGAAUGUCGAGAACAACAAUAUGAAAUUUUCCCCUUUUUGUGUCACUCCAACAUCCGAACUCACUAACGGACCCACUUCGGCUCCAUGCUUCGGAACCAUGACAAAUGAUCAAAUACAAAACUAUCUUAUCUCUAAAUUCCAAGACAUGGGUGGUUUCUCCAACAACAACAACAACAACGAUCAGAAGCCAACUUUUAAUGCAAAUCAACAGUUUUAUCAGAACUCUAACGCUUUUCCAAACAUUCCACCGCUGACAAAUCACUACAGCAACUCUGAUCUGGCAAGCUUGAUGAACCACAGGACGUACAAAGAUCAAUGCAACUCUACGGACGAACUUGGAGCAAUGGCUCAGGCUAUGAGUUUGGGACAUUCCGAAAAUUCCUUGUACAGUAACAGCCAAGCAACAACUUCCAAAGAUUCUAGCCCCGAUGAAUUCAGCUCUGAUGACGGUAUACCAUUCAUAAUGCCACUGUCUCAUAACGGAACUUUGGCGGCUACCGGGGAUGAUGGAAAACUGAGGUUAAUUGUGCCGGUCAGUCCGUCAGAGAGCACGUCUGAUGUUGCGGAAAUUCACCCUGUAGAAUCUCCGUCUACGUCAGGGCAUACGCUGAAAGUUCCGGGACAAGUUGAGUUACUAGCGCCUGCUGCUCCUAUAACUCGCACUACCAGCGAGAAGGUCCCAAAUCGCAGUGAAAUGAUGACUGCUCUACGUUCCCAGUGGACGCGCCACACCACCAAAUAAACGAAAUCUUGGGCAUUCAUAAAUUUAACACCGAGUCUUUGUGUUUCAUCUCUGAAAGAAUACACGAGGAUUGUAAAUUUAGCGUAAAGUUUAUACGCCUAUAUUUUAUUACUGAAAAAUUUAUGAACUUUAAUCGUAGGGUUCUUUUUUUAUUUAAGAUUUAAAGGUGCCAAUACCUAUCUUAGUUACAAUUAUUCGGUAUUAAUUCGAUUAGUUAGAUAGAAUUUUAUUUACAUAUCAUUCGUAGCUCUAGUCUGGGAUGCAAAAGUCUAAUGUAUGUAUUUAACACAUAGUUAUGAGUGAGACGACCGAAGAGCAUAUCCUUAUCAUAUCGCCACUAAAAAUAGGUUCUACUUUUAUGGCCCAUAUAGUACGAAAUGCAACCCACGGUGGUAUUUAAUGCUACGACCAGCUAUAAAAAUCGAAUAACGAAUUUAUGCGAAACUAGUCGUUUACUCUUAAAUGUUAGAUGAAAUAUGUUUGUGUGAUCCAAAAAAUCUAGACGUUAUAAAAUAAUAAUAAGAAAAAUCAUUAAAAGCAACAAUAGUACAGGAUACAUUUCAAGUGGGACAUAUGUCAUGUGAUUCGGCUAUAAACAUUUUUAUUCGUUGUCCAGUAGACUCGAGUGGAAUCAUUAUAAUUCAAAUUCCUAAUAAGCUAGGGAUUUGAGUUUUGAACAUAUUAUUAUUAUGUGGCUCAGAAUCGGUGGCAAUGAACUAAAAAACGGAGAUAGAACUUUGUCGAAUAAUUCGUAUUAAACACGUGAUAUUUUCAAAAUCGUCAAUUUUAUUGUUUUUGUUUUAUUAGCUACUAGUAAAUUGUUCAUUUUGAAAACCGCAUUUUUCAAACAAUUUUUAUUUUGUCAAUUAAACAAUUUAU